This is a messenger RNA of Rhipicephalus sanguineus (brown dog tick), 806 nucleotides long. RefSeq names its product thiopurine S-methyltransferase. The record is from RefSeq and is a predicted model, not a curated record. NCBI's taxonomy places the organism in Eukaryota, Metazoa, Arthropoda, Arachnida, Ixodida, Ixodidae. Gene Ontology annotation, molecular function: thiopurine S-methyltransferase activity.
CUGCGCACUAGGAGCUCCAUAUUUUAGGUCAUACGGGAAGCAGACACCAUGGACGAUGCAUCACAACGAGAAACCAGUGAAUAUUGGCGCAUUUUAUACAAGGAAGAACGGUCGGCGUGGACGCAGAAGGGGGUUACCAAACUUCUCCUGAAAAACAAGGAAACUAUUAUUGCGGGUAAAACAAAUGCUCGCGUGUUCAUUCCGCUCUGUGGAAAAGCACAUGAACUGAAGUGGUUUUACGACCUGGGACACCGCGUUGUUGGCGUAGAGUUUGUGGAGGAAGCGGUGCGGAGCUACUUCACCGAGAACGAUUUGCCAAUCGAAGAGGCGACUUGUCCCAUCAUUAAGUGUAAAAUACUUAAGACGCCGGACGAGCGACUGCAAGUUUUUAUCUGCAACAUUUUCGACUUUAAAAGGGAGUGCGCUGGAAGCUUCGGCAUUGUUUGGGAUAGAUCUGGGUUUGCAGUCAUGAGACUCAAAGACCGUGCCAGAUAUGCUGCAGUAAUCAAGAAUCUGCUGGCCGCAGACUUCUCGUACGGCAUGUGGACAAAAGUUUAUGAUGAGAUGUAGUGGCAAAGGUUGUACUGGUGGAUAGCCAGGUCGCACAGACGGCACAUUUUGCACCUGGACGAGGACCGUUCACUAUCUGUCUCUGGCACAUGACUCCUGAAUUGUCUUGAAGGCUUGUCAUCCAUUUAGCCUUAACGGCGAGAUUUCCAGGACUAGAUUCUGCACUCUGCAUACAUUUAUAUGGGAUAGAUUUGUGCAUGGCAUACAUUUUCGUGGAGUGUACUACUGGAACACCU